Molecule: messenger RNA, 2708 nt
Organism: Staurois parvus
Lineage: Eukaryota; Metazoa; Chordata; Amphibia; Anura; Ranidae
Source: the annotation of a GenBank genome assembly
AUGACCAAGUACAGAAGGUGGACAAAUACCUCUAUCACAUGCGCCUGUCUGAUGAGACACUCCUGGAGAUAUCAAACAGGUUCUACAAAAGAAAUGGACAAGGGACUUGGGGCAGAGACCAACCCCACAGCCUGUGUGAAGAUGUUGCCAACAUUUGUGCGAUCCACACCCGAUGGAACAGAAAAUGGAGAUUUCCUGGCACUGGAUUUGGGAGGAACCAACUUCCGUGUUUUACGGGUGAAAGUUUCAGAUAAUGGAAAAAAGAAAGUAGAGAUGGAGAAUCAGAUUUAUGCCAUCCCUGAGGAUCUGAUGAGGGGGAGUGGAUCACAGUUGUUUGACCACAUUGCUGAAUGUCUGGCCAACUUCAUGGAGAAACUAAACAUUAAAGACCAGACGCUUCCUCUAGGAUUCACCUUCUCAUUUCCCUGCUACCAGACUAAACUAGAUGAGAGCAUACUGGUAAACUGGACCAAAGGAUUUAAGGCCUGUGGAGUGGAAGGAAAAGAUGUGGUAACCCUUUUACGGCAAGCAAUUAAGAAACGUGGGGAUUUUGACAUUGAUAUCGUGGCAGUGGUGAAUGACACAGUGGGGACAAUGAUGACCUGUGGAUUUGAUGACCACAACUGUGAGAUUGGACUUAUUAUAGGUACUGGCACCAAUGCCUGCUACAUGGAAGAUAUGCGUCACUUAGAUCUGGUGGAGGGUGACGAGGGACGCAUGUGUGUCAACAUGGAGUGGGGAGCAUUUGGAGAUGAUGGAACACUGGAUGACAUUAGGACUGAGUUUGACAGAGAGAUUGACAUGGGAUCUCUUAACCCUGGAAAGCAGAUGUUUGAGAAGAUGAUCAGUGGGAUGUACAUGGGAGAGCUGGUCCGGCUCAUUCUAGUCAAGAUGGCCAAGGAAGAUCUCCUGUUUGGCGGAAGAAUCACUGCUGAUCUAUUGACCACUGGACACUUUGAGACACGCUAUGUAUCAGAAAUUGAAAAAGAUAAAGAAGGGAUCAAAACAGCACAUGCAAUCCUAAGCAAAUUGGGACUGGAACCUUCACAUGAAGACUGUGUAGCAACCCACCGAAUCUGCCAAAUUGUGUCCACCAGAUCUGCCAAUUUAUGUGCAGCCACACUUUCUGCAGUCCUGAGGCGUAUUCGGGAGAACAAGGGUGUGGAACGACUGAGAUCAACUGUGGGCGUGGAUGGAUCUGUGUACAAAAAUCACCCCCAUUUUGCCCGUCUGCUUCAGAAGACUGUUCGCCGACUUGUACCUGACUGCGAUGUUCGAUUCAUCCGUUCGGAAGAUGGCAGUGGUAAAGGAGCGGCCAUGGUGACAGCUGUAGCAUACCGAUUGGCUGACCAGCGUCACGAGCGUGAGAAGACUCUUGAAUCUCUGAACUUGAGCAAUAAGCAGCUUCUAGAGGUCAAGAGACUCAUGAGAGUGGAAAUGGAUAGAGGCCUGAAAAAGGCAAGUCACGAUGAGGCCACAGUGAAGAUGCUGCCCACAUAUGUGCGGUCUACUCCUGAUGGAACAGAGCGGGGUGACUUCCUGGCAUUGGAUCUCGGGGGCACUAAUUUCCGGGUACUCCUGGUGCGUGUUCGGAAUGGAAUGAGACGCGGAGUGGAAAUGCACAACAAGAUCUACACCAUUCCCCAGGAUGUCAUGCAGGGGACCGGAGAAGAGCUGUUCGAUCACAUUGUGCACUGCAUUGCCGACUUCCUGGAAUAUAUGGGCAUGAAAGGAGUGUCCCUACCACUUGGGUUCACCUUCUCUUUUCCUUGCCACCAGAACAGCCUAGACGCGGGCAUUCUUUUGAAGUGGACAAAAGGUUUCAAGGCAUCUGGCUGUGAAGGAGAAGAUGUUGUGAAUCUCUUGAAAGAAGCUAUCCACAGAAGAGAAGAGUUUGACUUGGAUGUAGUAGCUGUUGUGAACGACACAGUAGGCACCAUGAUGACAUGUGGCUAUGAAGACCCAUACUGUGAAAUGGGACUGAUUGUCGGUACUGGCAGUAAUGCCUGUUACAUGGAAGAGAUGAGGAAUGUGGACCUGGUGGAGGGAGGAGAAGGUAGAAUGUGCAUCAAUAUGGAGUGGGGAGCAUUUGGUGAUAAUGAUUGUCUGGAAGAUUUCCGUACAGAGUUUGACACGGCAGUGGAUGAGCUGUCUCUUAACCCUGGAAAGCAGAGGUUUGAAAAGAUGAUCAGUGGCAUGUACCUUGGGAGAUAGUCAGGAAUAUUUUGAUAGACUUUACCAAACGAGGACUCCUGUUCCGUGGAAAGAUCUCUGAAAGACUCAAGACAAGGGGCAUCUUUGAAACAAAAUUUCUGUCUCAGAUUGAGAGUGAUCGCUUGGCAUUGCUGCAGGUACGCUCCAUUCUCCAGCACCUUGGAUUGGACAGCACGUGUGAUGACAGUAUCAUUGUGAAGGAGGUGUGCACAGUCGUGGCCCGGAGAGGUGCUCAGCUAUGUGGAGCUGGAGUGGCCGCUGUGGUUGACAAGAUUAGGGAAAACCGUGGACUGGAGACCCUAAAGGUCACAGUGGGAGUGGAUGGAACUCUCUAUAAGCUUCACCCACACUUUUCCUCCAUCAUGCACCAAACUGUGAAAGAACUGUCUCCAAAGUGUCAGGUGACCUUUAUGCAGUCAGAAGAUGGCAGUGGAAAGGGAGCAGCACUCAUCACAGCCGUGGCAUGCAGGAUCCGGGAAGCAGGCCAACGCUAG